Molecule: messenger RNA, 2187 nt
Organism: Kogia breviceps (pygmy sperm whale)
Lineage: Eukaryota; Metazoa; Chordata; Mammalia; Artiodactyla; Physeteridae
Source: RefSeq, a predicted model, not a curated record
AUGGAUACAAUCCAGAGUGAUUGGUGGGAAAGGGAAUGGCAUCCAAGCAGAGACUGGAAGAAUGAGGAAAGAGUGUUUGAGGCAGAGAGGGUGCCUGGUGGAAAGACUCAGAACAGAGAGAGAACACAGCUUUUCAAGGACCUGAGAAAAGUUCUAUGAUGUUAGCAAGUUGGGUGUGUGUGGGGAGGGGUGGUUGUGGUGGAGGAUAGAGGUGUUCUGAGAAUGGCCUGGACUGGGAUACAUCAUUCAAGGCUUUGUAGAUGGACUGAACAGCUGUGCUUGAGGCUGAUGAGUGUGUGGGCAGAAAAGGACACGGUCAGAUCUAGAGUCAAGUAAGAUCCCCCUGGGUCUAGGGUACGGGACAGAAUGGAAAGGGCGAGGCUGGAGGCUGGGAGCACAGGAGGUGUAAUUCAGAUGGCCUGAGUUGGCAGAAAAGAGGGGGUGGAUUAGGAGAAGAAUCAGGUGAAGAAAGUCAUACUGGAGAGAGAGCACAGCCUGGGCAAAGGUUUGGAAGUGAGGGACAAUGUGUGGGGUUAUUUGGUCUGCCAUUGCCCCCAAGGAUGACCUUUUCUAUGGCUUUCUGAAACCUUGGCUGGGAGAUGGGCUGUUGCUCAGCAAAGGUGACAAGUGGAGCCGCCACCGCCGCCUGCUGACACCUGCCUUCCACUUUGACAUACUGAAGCCCUACAUGAAGAUCUUCAACCAGUGCACCAAUAUCAUGCAUGCUAAAUGGCAGCGCUUGGCAGAGGGCUCAGAAGUCUCCCUUGACAUGUUUGAGCAUGUCAGCCUCAUGACCCUGGACAGUCUUCAGAAAUGUGUCUUCAGCUACAACAGCAACUGCCAAGAGAAGAUGAGUGAUUACAUCUCGGCCAUCAUUGAGCUGAGCGCACUGGUGGUCCGGCGUCAGUAUCGCCUGCAUCACCACAUUGACUUCAUCUAUUAUCGCACAGCAGACGGACGGCGUUUCCGGCAGGCCUGUGACACCGUGCAUCACUUCACCACGGAGGUCAUCCAGGAGCGGCGGCGGGCACUACACCAGCUGGGGGCUGAGGCCUGGCUUAAGGCCAAGCAGGGCAAGACCUUGGACUUCAUAGAUGUGCUGCUCCUGGCCAGGGAUGAAGAUGGGAAGGAACUGUCAGAUGAGGACAUCCGAGCUGAGGCAGACACCUUCAUGUUUGAAGGUCACGACACAACAUCCAGCGGGCUCUCGUGGGUGCUGUUCAACUUGGCCAAGUAUCCAGAGUACCAGGAGAAGUGCCGGGAAGAGAUCCAGGAAGUCAUGAAAGGUCGGGAGCUGGAGGAACUGGAGUGGGACGACCUAACCCAGCUGCCCUUCACCACUCUGUGCAUCAAGGAGAGCCUCCGCCAGUUCCCACCUGUGACCCUGGUCUCCCGCCGCUGCACGGAGGACAUUAAGCUCCCAGAUGGGCGCAUCAUCCCCAAAGGAAUCAUCUGCCUAGUCAGCAUCUAUGGGAUCCACCAUAACCCUACAGUGUGGCCUGACUCCAAGGUGUACAACCCCUAUCGCUUUGACCCGGACAACCCACAGCAGCGCUCCCCGCUGGCUUACAUGCCGUUCUCUGCAGGACCCAGGAACUGCAUUGGACAGAGCUUCGCCAUGGCUGAGAUGCGCGUGGCCGUGGCGCUGACGCUGCUGCGCUUCCGCCUGAGUGUGGACCGAACGCGCAAGGUGCGGCGGAAGCCCGAGCUCAUUCUGCGCACGGAGAAUGGCAUCUGGCUCAAGGUGGAGCCGUUGCCUCCGCGGCCCUGCGGGUCGGCGCGACCCCGAGGAUCCCCGGGGGCCCAAGCCCCGCCCAGAGAGGCCCAGGUUCGGCCCCCGAGGGCCCAGGCCCCGCCCUCAAGAUCCUGAGAGCAUAGACCACGCCCGUCGAAGUCCAGGCUCAUUAAGCAGCCUGGUGGCGCAGGUCACACCCACUUAAGGCAAGGCUCCGCCCCUGGAGGGUCUGAUCCCGCCCCCUGAAGUCCAGGUCCCGCCCCCUGAAUGCCAGUUUCUGCCCUCUUGUUUGAAGGACCAGGAUUUGCCACUCCCCUCGGGCUCAGGCCCCGCCCCAGCAUCCUUCGGAUUCAGGCCUUCAGGCUCUGCCCAUUGAGCCUUCCAAGGGCCUAAGACCUGACACCUAAGGCCUCCAGGAUACAAGCCCAGUCUACUUCAGAUCCCGGCUGGCU